This is a messenger RNA of Pyrgilauda ruficollis (rufous-necked snowfinch), 635 nucleotides long. Its product is annotated as UDP-N-acetylglucosamine transferase subunit ALG13 homolog. Gene Ontology annotation, molecular function: hexosyltransferase activity. Bases 107 to 604 code for a protein of 165 amino acids. The record is from RefSeq and is a predicted model, not a curated record. The transcript has 4 exons. Lineage: Eukaryota; Metazoa; Chordata; Aves; Passeriformes; Passeridae. Gene Ontology annotation, biological process: dolichol-linked oligosaccharide biosynthetic process.
GCCCCGUCCCUCCCCUCAGCCCGGCCGCCAUUUCGGGAGCUGUGCGCGGGCGCGCGGCGCCCCCUGGCGGCCCCGCGGCCGGCCCGUCCCGUCCCGUCCGGCGGCCAUGAAGUCCGUGUUCGUCACCGUGGGCACCACCAGCUUCGACGAGCUGAUCUCCACCGCCCGCUCCCCGCCCGCGCUGCAGGCGCUGCAGAGCCGCGGGUACCAGAAGCUGGUGCUGCACCGGGGCCGGGGCUCGCUGCCGCAGCCGCAGCCCAGCAGCAGCUCGGCCGUGGCGGUGGAAGCGUUCCGCUUCAAGGACUCGCUGGCUGAGGAGCUGCAGAGCGCAGACCUGGUCAUCAGCCACGCAGGUGCUGGUAGCUGCCUGGAGACUCUAGAGAAAGGAAAACCACUAAUAGUAGUAAUAAAUGACAAGCUGAUGGACAACCAUCAGCUUGAGCUGGCCAAACAGCUCCACAGAGAUGGCUAUGUCCUCUACUGUAACUGCAGCACUCUUGUGGAGACACUGCAGUCAAUGGACUUGUCAGCUUUGAAACCUUUUCCUCCUGGACAGCCAGAAAAGUUUGCUUCAUUCUUGGAUACAGUUUUUGGGUUACAAUAAACAAAACAGAAAUAAAAAGGUUGGAAUAAAA